Messenger RNA from Calliphora vicina (urban bluebottle blowfly), 4201 nucleotides. RefSeq names its product TRC8 ring finger protein (gene Trc8). The transcript is spliced from 7 exons. NCBI's taxonomy places the organism in Eukaryota, Metazoa, Arthropoda, Insecta, Diptera, Calliphoridae. The record is from RefSeq and is a predicted model, not a curated record. Gene Ontology annotation, cellular component: endoplasmic reticulum; endomembrane system. Bases 785 to 3178 code for a protein of 797 amino acids. Gene Ontology annotation, biological process: ERAD pathway.
AAUUCAAGAGGAAGAAUAGAGAAAAUUUUACUUUUAGCAAUUUUUGUCAAAAGAAAUGAAAAUAAGCAUAGACAAACAGUACGAAACGAAAUCAUUUCAAUUAGCAGCAUUAAAUUUGUUUGUUUAAUACUCUUAAAAUACGGCUUAAUUAAAUUCAUAAUCAUUGGAAAUUACUCGAUUAUCAGUGUUAAAACAAAUAAAAUAAUUGCAAAACCCCAAAAAUAAGGCGAACGAAACUGUCGACAACGAGACGAAAAAAGGCAAAUAAAAAGUGUAAAGUUCGCUGAAGGUUGCGCUGGCAAGGUGUUUUUAAUUUUUUUUAUUUGUGAUUUUUGUCAGCACAAACAAGUGAAAGAAAAAAAAAACACUUGAAAAGAGCGUUUAUUCCCACUUUUGCAACUUUGUUCUUUGCAGUUGUUGUUAUUUGUGUUAAAGUAAUUUAAAUAUAGGCAUACUCGGAAUUCCUAAAACAAAUUCAACCUAUUACGAAUAAUUUGCUGCAAUUUUCAUUCCUCCUUCUUUAAGACUUUAUAAACAGAAUUUCUGAACUUUUAUCGCGCAUUAAUAUAUUCACAUAAACCUAGUAAAUAAAGAGACCUUGCGAAAUCAAAAAUUAAUAAAAACCCAAAAAAAAUAUAUAUUUUUUGUUAAUGUGAUUAGACUCUAGAAGUUACUGACGUGUUGCUACACAAAGGAAGAAAAUACAAUAAGUAAAUCUAUAAUCGAAAGAAAAACCAUUUUAUUAAAUAGUGACGACAACCACCAGCACAGCAUAAAAAAUAAAAUGUCAAUACGUACCAAAGUUCUAGGCAUGGUGGAUGUCAUUAUGCGUGUGCCACCCAUAUUGGUGAUUGAUGAAAUACUGAAGAUUGGCAUGGGGCUACCCAGUAGAUCAUACCAAACGAACAAUAGUGUAGAUGCCGGUGGUGGAGGUUUAAAUGUUAUUGGCAUACCUGAAACCGACAUCAUUAGUUCAUCACACGAUAACCUGCUCAACAACAGCACCGAUGCCUCAUCAUCGUCUGCAGCGUCAAAUGUUGCCUAUAAUAUUAUGAAUAACGUCACAAAUAUCGCAAAUGCCACAUCGGAAAAUGCCACGGUUACUGGCACUGCGGUUAGCAUUCUAAGUGGUAUCUUCGGCGCUAUCAUGGAAGAUAUACUUACAGAUAUUUAUAUGUUGGAUCCAUUCUCAACACUAUCAGUUAAAAUUAUUAUUUGUAUAUUGGGUAUUUUAUGUUCGGCUUGUAUAUUUUUGCUCUGGACAAGACAUUUGGUUAUGGUUUAUAUGUUUGUGAUAUCGCUUGGUCUAACUUUCCUCUCUCACUGGUCAAAUGUUUCGGCGCUGGCGUUACUCGAGAAGAGUCCGUGCAUACUGGAAGAUAUAAUGUCUAUGAACUCGACGCGACUGAUGGAUACGAGUGGUGUGGCAAUGUCGUUGCUGCCGCACUUGGUAGCACAAUGGUUUAUGGGUAUGCUGUUCGCCUACAUACACUUGGGUCCCCGUUAUGAGUUGCUGCAGAAAUCGAUGCCUUUAAUAUUCGCCAGUCCCAUUGUGUUGGCCAUGUUGCCAUUGAAAACAGAAAUGAUCCAAUAUUUACCCAUCCUCGCCGACGCUGUGCCAUUGGUGCUGACAAAAAUCACUGUGAUGAGUUGUGGCGUGGAUGCGGGUAAAACCGUGUACAACGGUUAUCAGUACGCCAUGAAUUUCGUAAGUAAUUUUGGUUUAUCUGCCCUCAUCGAGAACGAGUGGCAGCGACUGAAUGUGCCCAGUGUUUUAAGAGUUUUCUGGACCGUAAGACUCUCUCAAGAAUUUAUCUCCAUGCUGUUGAAUGAUAGCGUUGGUACUCUAAACUUAUUGCCCACCAUUCAGAAGUUACUGGUCGAUGGUUGUGAAACAUUAACGUCAGUGUUGGGCAUGACUUCGGUGAUUUCGGUUAUAUGCCACUAUAUAGGAAAGGUCUUUCAAUGGUACCUUUUGAAUUAUGAUAACGAUGAGGAAAAGUCUUUGGGCACCGUUUCGGCUGUUUUAUUCUAUAUACUGGCAUUGCAGACCGGUCUAACAUCCUUGUCACCCGAUAAACGUUUCUUGCGUUUGUGUCGCAAUCUGUGCCUUUUAACAACUGCUUUGCUACACUUUUUGCACAAUAUUGUUUCACCCAUACUCAUGUCAUUGAGUGCGGCCCGAAAUCCAUCGCGCAAACGACAUUUUCGUGCCUUGACUGUGUGCGCUUUUCUAGUCAUUGCGCCCUUGUGUUUGUUGAAAACACUGUGGAGUAGACAUUCGCCCUCAACAUGGUUGUUGGCCGUUACGGCAUUUUCCGUAGAGGUUGUGGUAAAGGUUUUGGUUUCUUUGGCAACUUACACUUUAUUCUUAUUGGAUGCUCGCCGUCAAACAUUCUGGGAAAAAUUAGACGACUACUUGUAUUAUGUGCGUGCUUUUGGCAAUUCCGUUGAAUUCUGUUUUGGUAUUUUGCUCUUCUUCAAUGGUGCUUGGAUUUUAGUUUUUGAAUCAGGAGGCGCCAUACGAGCCGUAAUGAUGUGCAUCCAUGCGUACUUUAAUAUCUGGUGUGAGGCCCGUUCUGGAUGGUCGGUCUUUAUGAAGAGAAGAUCAGCCGUGCAUAAAAUAUCCUCCCUGCCCGAAGCAACAACGGCCCAACUACAGGUUUUCGAUGAUGUGUGCGCUAUUUGCUAUCAGGAAAUGUAUUCAGCGAAAAUUACAAGAUGUCGACAUUAUUUCCAUGGAGUUUGUCUUCGUAAAUGGUUGUAUGUGCAAGACAGAUGUCCUCUAUGUCAUGAAAUUAUGAUGUAUACCGAUAAAACUGAUGAAGCUGAAGAUGAGGUGCGCCAACAACAAGAACAAAAUGUUCCCUUACCUAACCGUAAUAGAGAGGACAAUGCCAUUGAAAAUCGAAGUCGUGCCUCCGACGAUACUAGUUCUUCAUCAACAGCUUCUUUAUUAACUGCCAAUGCUGGUAGCAGCAGUAGUAGUAGUAAUAACAAUAGUUCUGGUCUUGCCAGCAGUAAUUUUAAUGCAGCCAAUGUGGCUGCCACUUCAUCAAAUGCCACCACUACAUCUACGACUUCAACAACGGCAGCCGCUGUUGCUACCGCUACGGCUGCGGCUAGUAAUACAACUCAUAGUUUUCGAUUUUCACCCGAUCUUGAUGUACAGGAUUAACUAUAAUUUAAACACUCUAGUGUACUUAUGUAUAAAUUGAAACAAAAAACACAACAAAUUUAACCAUUAAAAAAAUUAUAUUUUUAAGAUUUAUUAUAAUAUUUUGUUUUUGUGCUAUUAGCCACAAUUUUAUAAAUAUUGGUUUAUAAUUUUUAUUACUACAUAGAAACUAUUAUUAUUAUUGCAUCACUCCCCUUUCUACCUAUUCCCCCCUCAUCAUUAAUAAUAAAGGGAAAUUUAAAAUAGUAUUUAAACCAACUAUGUACUUUCUAGAGAAUUAAAAAAUACUAUUGUGCUUUUUUAUUUGUGAAAUAAGUAAAUUUUAUUAAAACAUAAAGAGUUUCUAAACAGCAUUCGUUCUUCAAAAGACACAUUUUUAAAUUAAUUACACUCAUGGCAGCUGGAUUUUUAGAAAACAUAUUUUUAAAAUAAAUAAAUAAAAAUUGUAUUGUAUGUAUUUUCAUCUCUCCACAAUGAUUUCCUCCUCAAAACCCGCUUCUACUUCUACUGUAAUUGUGUUAUAUGAUUUCAAAUAUAAUUAAUUAAAAUAAUAAACUAAAAUAUAAAUAAAAUAAUAAUGAAAAAAAAAAAAAAAAAUAUUUGUGAAGUCUGAUCAUAAUGAAAUCUUUAGCAGAACAUAAACAAACAAUAUUAGCAAUGUAUAUUUUUCAAAUGAUAACACAAAAACAAACAAACAAAAUAAAUAUAGAAUUAAAAGCUAAACUUAAACAAAGAAAAUUGAGAAGAGAUGAAAUCGAAACAGCGUAAAUGUUUUAGAUUAAUUUUAUAAAACGAAUAAAAUAAACACGAAUAGACAUCAUCCCGUACAUUAAUUACUCUAACAUUAAAACUCUACAUUACUCCCUCUCCCUCCUCUCAGAACAGAAACGAAAAAAAAACACUAACGGAAACAAGUAAAUUCAUAUUAUUGUAAAUUAUAUAAGGAUGGAAAUAUUAAAAAAAUCAUGAAUUAUUAUUAAAAACGGAAAAAAAUCAACAAUAAAUUCGUUUAAUUUCACUAUA